Molecule: messenger RNA, 4752 nt
Organism: Panicum virgatum (switchgrass)
Lineage: Eukaryota; Viridiplantae; Streptophyta; Magnoliopsida; Poales; Poaceae
Exons: 5
Coding region: 2208-4472 (754 amino acids)
Molecular function (GO): protein dimerization activity
Source: RefSeq, a predicted model, not a curated record
AAGUUUGUCGGAUGAUUGGGUCAUAGUCACAGAAUUCGGGGUCGAUCCCGCGUUCCGUGACCCGGGUUCGUCGCCCCAAUUCGUGGGUCGGGGACGACGUGGGUCGACGUUCCGAUUCGUGGUGGGUCGCCGCCCCGUCGCCGCACAGGUACAGGAUGGGGCGAGUCCCAAAACUAGAUGGGUCGCCGCCCCAAUUUGAUGGAUCCCGUCCCAACUAAAACGGAUCUCGUCUGAUUGUUUUCGCAGGGUCUCUCUCAAUCUCGAUUCUCAAACGGGAUGAGAUGCAGAUGAAGAUGGAAGGCUUACGGAAAAGCUGGAGUCGUAGUCCUCCCGUCCUCCGCCACCACCGCGGCGGCCGCCCUCGCCUGCAUCGGUUCCCCGACAGGAACAACGACGGCGGCGGGCCGUCCAUUCCCAGCCGGCGCCGCGACCCGGCGCGGCCGCUGCAGCGGACAUGGCGCCCCUCCGCGACAUCUCGUGACCCCUGGUGACGAGCCGCCGGCCGUAUUGCUGCGAAGCGCGGAGUCCCCGCCAGGGAUCUCGUGGACGGCGGACGGCGGACGGCUCCUCUGCUUUGAGCCUUUGACUGCUGAGCUUUGAUUUUUUUAUUACUCUCUUUUCUCUCGUAUGGAGGAGGCGGACUUAUCAUGCUGGUCUGUAGUAUGUAUCUGUAUGUACCUAUUAUUUGGUAUGCUACCGUGGCCUUCUCUCGUAUGCUGAUUUGGUGUGAGCCUUUGACAGAUUCUGUAUGUACCUAUUAUUUUUUGGAAAAAUUUUGCUACCGUGGCCGGAGAUUUCCCUCCAUAUCUCCCCAAUUACCAUUUAUUCCUUCCAUGAUUCAUUCCCUAAUACGAUUCAUUCCCUAAUACGUUAAAAAAAACAGAGAUGUAAAACUAGGCAUCGAACCCACGACCAAAAGAGAGAUGCAAAAACUAGGCAUCCAACUAACCAGCGUGCUAUGAUGAUAACUGAAAUCUAUAAGUGGUAUUGCUUUAUUUCUACUAGAUGUUAGUACUGGUAACUACUAACAUUUAAUUAUCAAUCCACUAUGCUAUGUCUAUGCAUAUGUCAUUGGAGAUGAUCUAUGAUUCUAUAUAGUGUUUACUGUAGAAACUUAUGGGGCAACGACAUUCGCUUUGUUCAGCUAGCUUGUCAGCCAAUAGUAUUUUUCGCUCACACCAAAUCAGCAUCAGCCAGCAGCCAGCAGUAUUUUUCUCUGACAACAAAUCAACACUAGCUACCAGACACAGCCAUCCAAACGGAGCGAAUUAUAUGCUAACAAAACUAGUUGAGCUACUGCACUACCUUUAAUCAUGUCCACCUCAUAAAAUAAAACAAAUGUAAAUAGAUUACUUCUCCAUCUUAUAGCACACAGCUCAAAUCAUCUUAGAACAUCAUAAAGAACAUUACUACACGUCAACGGUCUCAUAGAUCGUCUCAAGCAAUGCCACUUAGGAAGAGAGAGAGAUGAGAGAUAAAGAGGUCGUUGCUUCGUGAAACAACCACCUCAUGGUACGUGUCAAUGUAUGAGAUCCACUUGUCUCUAUGAGCUAGCUCUUGAAAAAGGCAAAACAAGCAAACCUCAAGCUGACAUGGCAAAGUUACAUAGCCCACAGCUAGUUAUGUUGUUAAGUCUAAGGUAUAGGUGACAAACGAGAAAGAGGCCUUAGUUAAUUAUUGAUCAAGCUUGAUCUUUAUCAAGUCGAGCAUAAACUAAAGCGUUUGUUCAAAAUUUUAGUAUUUGAUAUUUGAUAUUUUUUCAUAAUUUUUAUAGAAGCAUGCUCAUAAUUUAUUUUUUGGAGGAAUAUAAAAUAUAAGUCACUGACAAUGGACCAGGUGGGCAGGUGACCAGCCAACCGUACCAGUAGCAUUUGUAAUACGUGUAGGCUAACUCAUAUUAGGAUAGCUACUAAUCAGUUGCCUGACAAAUCGUGUCCUUCCUAAUACUGCCGAUCGGAAUUCUGAAUCACCUAUAUAUAUAUUGCCCCAUCGGGAUCUGAAACAAGCCUUCCAGCAACUUUCAACGCCAAUUUCAAUUCUCCAGUUCAUUCGUCCUUUGCUGCGGAUUUCACGUCUGCGGCUCUGCGCAUUGCAGGCCGAGGAGGUUCGUAACUUCGUAUCAAAUUCAAUCUCGUACACUUGAAAUCCUGCAUUCCUUCUUUCUUGUUGCAUCUAGUAAUCUACUUCUAAUUACUUCAGGAAUAGCAAUGGCGUUUGGAUCGAAGAAACGUAAGGAGGCCGAGAUGGAACACGAAGCACCAGAGCACAUGGACAGUGGUGACGAAAUUGAUCCCAUAGAAGCUGAUGAAGGAGGUGAAGAAGAAGAAGAAGAAACUGAAGUACAGAAUCAUACAAAGAGACAAGUCCUCCUUGAACAGGUAACAAUAUUAUAUGCUGGCAAAGGGAAGAAUCCUGGUGGAUCAAAGGGUUGGCAAUGCAAGCACUGCAAAAAGAAGUUCAGCAGCAGCUCGACAAGAAUUCAAAUGCAUUUUUUCGGUGCUGGACCUGGUAAGAAGGCACAGAUUAGUCGUUGUACGGCACUACAAAGUAAUCGCGCCAAGUAUAAAGAACUGUAUGAGAAGAUUCAGAAAUUACGAGGUUCCUCUAAACCAGCGGCCACCCAAAGGCACAAUCCAGUGGCAGAUGCUUUUGGUAUGAUAGAAAGGGAUGCCGUUGACAUGGCAAUAAUGCGGUGCUUGUGCGCUAAUGGAAUUCCCUUUAAUGUGUUGAGAAGUCCUCAGUGGUCUGAAAUGGUAGCAGCCAUAAACAAAGGACCGAAGGGAUACAAAUCACCUUCCAGUGAGAAGGCAAGAACCUCCCUUCUAGAUGCAUGCAAGAGAAAUGUUGAGCAAGACUUGGGCGCACUUAAAAACACAUGGUACGCAACGCAACAGUCUAUUUACAAUGCAUAUAUAAGUUAUCUUUAUACAGCUACUUACGAGGUAUUUGACUUAUUUCUUUUAAUUAGGCACACACAUGGUGUUUCCAUUGUUUCUGAUGGGUGGACAAACAUGAAGAACAAGCCAUUAAUCAAUGUAAUUGCAUCAAAUAGCCGUGGUUCAAUGUUUUUGUAUGCAGAUGAUUUUUCUGGAAUUGAGAAAACUGGUGAAGCAAUAGCAGAUUAUUUGCUUAAGGCGAUCGAAGAUAUUGGAGCCUCGAUGGUUAUGCAAGUUGUGACUGAUAAUGCAUCAAAUUGCAAGGCAGCUGGACGGGAAAUUGAAAAAGUGCACAAACACAUUUUUUGGUCACCUUGCGUAGUGCAUACUCUGAAUCUGAUAUUUAAGGAUUUAGCCAAAGCACUUCCUUGGAUAGAGGAGACAUACAGUACUGGUAAAGCUCUAGUCACAUUCAUUCUGAAUCACCAACAUGGCCUAGCAAUUUCCAGAGCUAAUUCAAAACUAGAUCUCUUGAGGGUGGCAAAGACACGAUUCGCGUCCCAUUAUAUUUUGCUAAAGAGGCUGAGUGACUGCCGUGAAGCACUUGCUUCCACGGUGGUUACAAAGCAAUGGAAGGACUGGAUGAAACACAAUGGGAGUGAUAAAUAUGCAAAGAUUGCAGUUGACACUAUCAACAGUGAAGAGUUUUGGACAGAGGUUGAAAGCAUUCUUGCUCUCACAAAGCCCUUGUUCCUGAUGGUAAAAUUUAGUGAUGGAGAAGGCCCAAAGAUGGGUGAAGUAUAUGAAAAAAUGGACACCAUGCUGGGAGAGAUAAAAGAUGUGAUGACCAAGUUGGACUACCCUCACAGGCUUGAUUUUCCCACGGUAGAAAACAUUAUCCUUAGUCGGUGGGAGAAAAUGAAUAUCCCUCUGCAUUGUUUGGCCUUUGCACUAUGCCCAGAGUAUUAUGAUAUUGAGUACUUGAAAAAACCCGCUCCUGGAGGUGAGCCCAGAAAGGCUCCAAAUCAAGACAAGGAGGUCAUGCGUGGGGUGCUGGAAGCUUUCCGCAGAAUAGCAGAUACUGAUGCUGAACGAAAGAAUUACCUAGAAGAGUUUACUGCAUUUCACAUGAAGAAAGGGAUGUUUUCAUUCACGUCUGUUCAAAAUGAUGCAAGCACAAUGAAACCCAUUGACUGGUGGUCCAACUACGGCUCAGAGACUCCAAAUCUGUCAGAACUUGCUUUGAGGGUUUUGUCUCAGCCAAUCAGUAGCUCCUCAGCUGAGAGAAACUGGAGUACGUAUUCGUACAUCCACAAUGUGAAAAGGAAUAGGCUUAAUUCUAAAACAGCAGACAAGCUGGUCUACGUUCACUCCAAUAUUCGCCUCUUGUCAAGGUUUUCAGAAGACUACAAAGCAGGCCCUAACAGCAAGUGGGAUGCAAUUCCAGAAGAUACUUCUUUGGAGGAAUCAAGAGUUAAGCUGGAGCAGUUGCGCUGGACGAAUUUGGAGGAUGAUGCCGAGGUUGAUCUUGAUCCUCCAAAUGACGAGCCGGGCCCCUCAUCAUCAAAGAAAAGGAAUGCUAGAAAUAAUAACUGAGUUCACACAUCAGCAGAAGCGCAGGAGGCAAGGAUGCAGGAGUGCUGUAGCUGUAGAAGGCUAGAAGCAGGAGCGUGGAACAGCAAGAGCGUCGCUGCCAUCCGUCGUCAGUCGUCCUCCCGCUUCUAUAUUCAAUAAAAUAAAUUUAGAUUGUGAAGAGAGUAUCAGACUAUUUGUUGGUUUCGAAUUUUUCUUAAUUGGAUUGUGUGAUGUGUGAUUUAUCUUUUAUAUUAUAUAAUUGAAUUCCUAUCGAUCCAAAAUACAUUGGAUCACGACCCUA